Messenger RNA from Cyprinus carpio (common carp), 3552 nucleotides. RefSeq names its product mevalonate (diphospho) decarboxylase a (gene mvda). Gene Ontology annotation, biological process: isoprenoid biosynthetic process; isopentenyl diphosphate biosynthetic process, mevalonate pathway. The transcript has 11 exons. Bases 108 to 1277 code for a protein of 389 amino acids. Gene Ontology annotation, cellular component: cytosol. The record is from RefSeq and is a predicted model, not a curated record. NCBI's taxonomy places the organism in Eukaryota, Metazoa, Chordata, Actinopteri, Cypriniformes, Cyprinidae. Gene Ontology annotation, molecular function: ATP binding; diphosphomevalonate decarboxylase activity.
AAAAGAAGAAGAGGAGUAGUAUGUGCACGCCGCGCUGUCAGUUUCGUGGCGCUGGUAAACACGUCAUCUCUAGUCGGUCGCGCAGCUCGGUCCAUUGAGCCGCGCCGAUGACAGAUUUUUGUAAACUUGUGAAUAUGCCAGAAAACGAUAAGCAAGGUCUCUCUGUGGUCACCUGCACGGCACCGGUAAACAUCGCUGUCAUCAAAUACUGGGGCAAACGUGACGAAGAUCUCAUUCUGCCAAUCAAUUCAUCCCUCAGCGUAACACUGCAUCAGGACCAGCUCAAAACAACCACAACAGUUGCAUGCAGCAGAAAUUUCCAGCAAGACCGCAUCUGGUUAAAUGGCAAGGAAGAGGAUAUCAACAACCCCAGGUUGCAGUCAUGCCUGCAGGAAAUUCGAAGGUUUUCUCGCAAGAGACGAAAUACUGGUGAUUCUACUUCUGAUGCCAGCAGUGUGUCCCAUAAAGUCCAUAUUUGCUCUGUGAAUAAUUUUCCUACUGCUGCUGGCCUGGCAUCCUCUGCAUCAGGCUACGCUUGUCUGGUGUAUACUCUGUCACAGUUGUUCGGUGUGGAGAGCGAGCAGUUGUCUGCAGUGGCACGACAGGGCUCUGGCAGUGCAUGUAGGAGUUUGUACGGUGGCUUUGUCCAGUGGAAAUUGGGAACACAGUUGGAUGGGAAAGACAGUCUCGCUGAACAAGUGGAAUCUGAGUCAUACUGGCCAGAGCUCAGAGUAUUGAUACUAGUGGUGAGUGCUGAGCAGAAGUCUGUUGGGAGCACAUCUGGAAUGCAUACUAGUGUGGAGACAAGCCAACUUCUUAAGUACCGGGCAGAUGUUGUGGUCCCCAGUCGUAUGGAGGAGAUGAUCAGGGUUAUUCGAGAACGAGACUUUCCAGCAUUUGGUGAGCUGACCAUGAAAGACAGUAAUCAGUUUCAUGCCAUCUGUCUGGACACCUACCCACCCAUAUUCUACCUGAACAACAUGUCGCACCGGAUCAUCAGUCUAGUGCACCGCUACAACCAAUACUAUGGAGAGACCAGGGUGGCAUACACCUUUGAUGCUGGUCCUAAUGCAGUUAUUUACACCUUGCAAGACCACUUGCCAGAGUUUGUACAGGUUGUCCGUCAUUUCUUUCCCCCGGAAGUCAAUGGAGAAGAGUUUGUCAAAGGUCUUACUGUUUGUUCAGCUGACCUUUCUGAGGAGCUAAAGAGAGACAUUAAUAUGGAGCCCACACCCAAGGGUAUACGCUAUAUAAUCAGCACUAAGGUAAAACACUGAUUGAGCGAUAACAUGAGGUAUGAGAUGUUCAUUCAUAAUGAAUUGGCUGCCCAAUUCACGUUUAUUUCACAUUAAAACUAGCAGUAAAGAGGAAGAGAUGAUCGCGCUGCCAUUUGAACUGAGGCAUUUAUAAAGUGAUCUGUCGCCACAUCAAAGACCAAACGGUUAUUGUUUGAAAAUUUUUGGUAAAAAAAACGUGUAUCAUUACACCCAUAUAGUCUAUAUAUAAAAGGAAUGAAUAUGCAAAAUAUAUUUGACUUAAAUCAUUAACAGAUUAACGAAAUGAAAAAAAAAAGACUGAGUGACAAGUAUAUGCUGCUGAGUUUGGCACAUUUUUGUGUGGCACAGCGCUCUACAACUAAGUUAAUGGAAAGGAAACCUAGAUGACAGAGAUAAAAGUAAACACAUAGCAGUUUCAAUUGAUCUGUAUUUUAUCAGAAUAAAAUAGUCAACCAACCAAACAUAGGCUACUGGUUAAUUAAAUAGUCUGCGGUACAAUCUGUGCCAUUCAGCCAUUACAUAUUUGUUCUUGUGAAGAGGAGGAUUUUUUUUUCAUGUGUGAAUAAUAUGAUUUAAGAGGAUUAUUUAUUUAUUUAUUUAUUUUGCGGAAAGCAUGUUAAAUACAAAGCCUGGUUUACAUAAUAAUAGUUUAGAAUUCAAAUACAUCGUGAAUAUUGAAACAUUGAAUUGGAUUCGUACUGAAUGUGAAAGGUAGGCUGCUUGAGAACAGCGCCAUUUGCUUACAGUUUCACUUUAUUUUCACAAUUAUUUCUGAAUGUAGUAAUGCGGUUGUGCUUAUCUGUGUUUAACCUAAACUACAACAUAACAUUAAUGUAGAGUACUGGUAUCUAAAUAUGAUUUUAUAAUUUUAUACUAUAGUAGACCUACCACAUCACCCUCCACUGUAUGUAUAAUCAGCAGCAAUAAACUAUAUUUUAGAAUUUUAGAAUGCCUAGUCAUACUUCUGUUUAUAUUUUGGUGACAGUAAAGCAGUGUAACGCAUUACAUUUCAGAGACUGUAAUAUUGUAAUAUUACUGAUUACUUUCAAAAGACAAUAACUAGUAAUAUAUAAUGUAUUACAUGCCUAUUUUGAAUUCUGUAUCAGGAAGCAAUGUUUUAUGUACAAACUGAUUACCAUAAUUCCUGCAUUAUGUAUUUUAGGCUGGUCCUGGGCCAUGUGUGGUGAAGGAUCCAAACCAUCAUCUGUUGGGAGCUGAUGGGCUGCCCAAGAAGAGUGCUAUUUCACAUUAACCCUAAAGAACCAUAUAGAGAAAGAAAAUAGGUUUUGCAUCAAUAAUGAUAGAUACUUUGUAAACAUAUUUCAAUAUAAAUUGUUGUGUAAAGAGUGAAUUUACUAUUAUUAAAAUUACUUAUAUGAUGACAAUUUUUUUAUUUUAUUUUUUUGUCUGAUCUGCAUAAAGAUGUUUUAUUUUUGUUUAUGUUUAGACUCAUAAGAAUUAGUUUUAAAGAAUGGGGGACAUUAACAACAUUUUACAUUUAAGUUAAAAUGAUCCACAAAAACAGCAGUGCAGUUUUUUUUUUUUUUUUAAUCUCCUAUCAAAUAGAUUAACACACAGUACUGUGCAAAAGUCUUAGGCCAUUAGUAUUUUCACCAACAAAAAAACACCCAAACACCCAACUGGUUUUAAGCCUGUUAUUUCUAUCUUUUGCUGUAGUGUGUCAGUAGGAAAUAACAUUCCUUUUGCCAUUAAUUGUAAUAAUCCAGUGAAAUUUUUGUAUGCACAAGAUAUCCACACAGAGGUCUGAUCUCACCAUUGUGGGAUUACAAAUUUAUAAAAUGUUAACUCUAGGUUCCAAUGUAAUAGUAUAUACACUGAAAAAGUUAUGUACAUUGUGUAUUACAUUUUGAGGUAAAAAAAGGAUGACAUUUCUAAAAGAUCAAAUCAGGAAGCCCAGGUGUCUUGCUAAUGACCUUUUGUCUUUAUGCGUUUCCUGACCAUUUGGCUUGUUAAACUCAAGGCACAGCUGUGCCUUUGUGUCUAUGGUAAUGUGAAGGUAAGGUGAUACUGUCAGACUGAGUGGAUUAGCACCUAUGCAUUUGGUGCUGAUGAGAUCAAGGCUGGGAAAAUGCCAGUGUCGGGCUGAUUCCUGUAUUGCAUUUGUAUUUUAUUGUGUAGAUUGUCUCCACCUCUACUGUAUGUAUCCCUCCCCCUUGAAUGUAUAUAAACUCCAAAGUGUCAUUGCUUUGGUUAGACUUUUAAUGACUGCAGCGCCACGUAGCACGUUCUCAAUAAAGAGUCCUGCUGAAGAUUA